Hippocampus zosterae (dwarf seahorse) is the source of this 1532-nucleotide messenger RNA. Its product is annotated as gastrula zinc finger protein XlCGF8.2DB-like. Bases 1 to 1461 code for a protein of 486 amino acids. The record is from RefSeq and is a predicted model, not a curated record. The transcript has 2 exons. Lineage: Eukaryota; Metazoa; Chordata; Actinopteri; Syngnathiformes; Syngnathidae. Gene Ontology annotation, biological process: regulation of transcription by RNA polymerase II. Gene Ontology annotation, molecular function: DNA-binding transcription activator activity, RNA polymerase II-specific; RNA polymerase II cis-regulatory region sequence-specific DNA binding. Gene Ontology annotation, cellular component: nucleus.
AUGACUGAUGUCCCCAUGAAGAGUGAAACCGAACCACUCGAGGGGUCGCAGAAUCAUUUGCACAGUCCAAGCGGAGGAUCACCAGCAGACAACCUCGUUGCUCCACAGUCAGACUGCGGCGGCAUGGCAAAAGACUGUGAAGACAUCCAGCGGCUGACUGGCCAUCAGGAACAUCCACAGGCCCGUCACGUUAAAGAAGAAGGGGGAGCUACGCAGCCCUCCCACUUUAAGAGCGAUGAAGAUGAUCCACACCUCCCCCACGUUAAAGAGGAAGAGGAGGAGUUUGAUGUCAGCCACUUGCCGCUGACUGUCGUCUUUGUCAAGAGUGAAGACGACAAAAACGAACUACCCGAACGGUCGCAGCUUCCUCGUCACAGUCCGAGUGGAAAAAAUUGUGGACGAGCGCCACCGGGCAACCUCUUAGCUCCUUUAUCAGACAGCGACGACAUGGACGAACCUUUAAAGAGCGACAAAGUCUGCGAAGAUGACGACAAACGGUUGGAAUGCUCUGAAAAGGAGACGAGUGUGAACGGGCAUAAAAGGCCUUUCAGCUGCUCGAUUUGUGGUAAAAGGUUUACCCGGAAGCCAAACAUGGUCGCACACGUGAGAAUUCAUACAGGAGAAAAACCCUUCAGCUGCUCAAUUUGUGCCAAAACAUUCACUCUAAAAAACGGCAUGUUAAAACACAUGAGAACCCACACGGGGGAGAAACCGUUUAGUUGCUCGGCGUGCAGCAAAACAUUCUUCUUUAAACAAAGCUUGAGAACGCACAUGAGCAAACACGUUGGAGGAAAACGCUUUAGUUGUUCAACUUGCGGUAAAACCUUCGCUCAAAAGAUCAGCAUGGAAUCGCACGCGAGAACACACUCCGGAGAAAAACCUUUUGUUGGCCUGUUGUGCGAUAAAACGUUCUCUCAAAGUCCACAUUUAGAAUCGCACAUGAGAACACACGAUGGGGAAAAAGCUCUCGUUUGCUCGUCGUGUGAUAAAACCUUCUAUCAAAGGGGACAUCUGGAAUCACACAUGAGGACGCACACGGGGGAAAAACCUUUUCUUUGCUCGUUGUGUGGUAAAACAUUUGCUCAAAAGGCGCAUCUAAGAUCGCACGCCAGGACACACGACGGCGAAAAACCCUUUGCUUGCUCAGUUUGCGGUUCGACGUUCUCCCGGAAGGAGAGCGUCAAAUCCCACAUGAUUAUCCACACGGGAGAGAAACCCUUCAGUUGCUCAUUGUGCGAGAAAACGUUCUUUUUUAAGCAAAACUGGAGAGCACACAUGAAAACGCACACGGAAGAAAAACCUUUUAGUUGCCCGUUCUGUAAUAAAACAUUCUAUCAAAAGGGACAUCUGGAAUCACACGUGAGAACUCACACGGGAGAAAAACCCUUCAGUUGUUCGAUUUGCGGCGGAAGCUACGCUCAUCGCAGCAGUUUGGCCGCACACAUGCAGACCCACGACUGAGGCGGGACAAAUGUUGGACAAGUCCCGUGGAAAUCACAACUGAAUUUGUAUUCUUGUAAAAACCUGCAAAU